AUGGUAAAGCUAAGUGGGUCGCUAAUUCUUCUACUCCUCUAUGGCGUUUUUUGCUGCAACAGAGACGAUGCUACAUGUGGAGAUAUAGCCGGUCAAAGUAAUGAAGCAAAACGUGAAAACUCCAAUGUUAACUCAGCAUUAUCAGCUCAGCGCAUGGAUAUUAACGUCAAGACAGAACCUUUAAAUUUCACGAAUUCGCCAGUUGGGGGAACGAUCUUGGACAUUUCUCAAUCUACGAAGCAAAAUGUUCUCCCGGAAGAAUUCUCUACUGACAAAACAAAAAACUCAUUUUCCAGAGUUAAUGACGAAUUUGUCAUUUCAAAGAUAACGGAUAGAGAAAAUGAGGUCUGGAAAGGUCCUCUAGAAGCUGCAUGCAAAGCUGUAAGCGCCUUCACCAACAACACUUACCUGUUACUCACAACCUUACUCGUUGAUUUAUGCGGAGGUAAUAACCGUGAACGCGAAAGAGACGGUUACAUUUCUUCUGGAAAACUUUGUGGAUACAAACUGGAUAUUGAACACCCUAACCUUGCGUUUGUAUCCACAACGGAAAGGGGCACUAGAGAAUUCAUUCGGAUGAGAUACAUCGCAAAUCCAGGAGUGAAGAUUACAGCUGUCCUUGCUGGUGACUUUUUAUUCUGGGAAAGUGAUGGAAAUCAGUCACUAGAACUCUGCAAUGAGAGGACUAUGGUCAAUCAGAGUCUUUUGCAUCUACGCACUUACGAUCUUGGCUCUGCCACAAACUUGUUUUAUGAAAAGUUUGACGGCUCAUGGACCAUAAUUACAGAGAAAGAACAUAGUGUAAAGCUCGAUGAGAUGAAGAAGAAGGCGAAGUUACAGAAAUCUGGCCCAUAUUCAAAAGUCUGUGCAAGGGCUCCAUGCGAAAACAUUUCAACUCCCAACUUGGAAGGUUAA
This is a messenger RNA of Theileria equi strain WA, 915 nucleotides long. Its product is annotated as signal peptide containing protein. The coding region runs from base 1 to 915 and encodes 304 amino acids. The transcript has a single exon. The record is from RefSeq and is a predicted model, not a curated record. Lineage: Eukaryota; Apicomplexa; Aconoidasida; Piroplasmida; Theileriidae.